AUGUCGAUCGCUCCGAUAAUCACGUUCAAGGCCGGACUUUGUGAGCUUGAUACGAGCUCCUCUCCUCCCAGAGUCAAACCUCUCCCGACCCCCGGAUACCUAUACCUCUACGCGGAAGAUGAACUUUUGCAUCUGUGUUGGCGUCCACGGACCGCUCCCUUGGAUCGGCCUGAAUUGGAUCUAUUGAUGCUCCCUGGCGAUGGCUCGUUCGUGCCCUACCACCCCUCUAGCGCGGAGAAUCCCUCAAACCCCAAGAAGCCUACCGAUGGAAGAAUAUACGUGCUCAAAUUCUCGUCGAGCUCACAACGAUAUCUGUUCUGGCUACAGUCUCGAAGUCAGCAUCCACAGGGCGACCCCGCAUGGUUCAGCGCUCGAGAUUUGAAGCUGGGCCAGAUUGUGAACAACCUGUUACAGGGCGAAGAGGUGGACGUCCAACAACAAAUGGCAGAGCUGCCGAAGGACCAGAACCCGCCGGACGACGACGAUGAUGAACCGAUGGAGGAAGUGGAGGGCACAGAUCACCGCAUCAACAGACGUCCGUCUCAAGGACCUGGGGCAGGACCCGAUGCCACUGGUGGCGAUUUCCGUGAAGAGGGAGAAGAGUCUAGAGAAGGGGGAGCCGAAGGCGGAAGAGCCGCUGCUGCUACGGAUGCAAACGCCAUAAUCCAGAACUUCAUCCAAUCGCUAGGGAACAGUGCAGGGAACAAUGCCAACAAUCAAGGCAACGAAUCAUCCCCUCAGGAGAAGCUCUUCACAACUCUUGCAGACUUGCUCACCCCGGCCGCCACGAUACCGUGGAUUGAUUCGGCAGACGCCAAACUUGUCGACGGGCUACUUCAGUAUUUACCCCCUGCGUUGGUUACUUUGGCUCAAGAGGCAGACGACAUGUCGGCUUUGAAUACAGACCACGCUUCAAUCGAAGCAGCAGAACAAGCACUCAGUCUCGACCAGAAAAAGGACAUUCUGCGAAGGGUCUUGCGGUCCCCGCAGUUCUCGCAAAGUCUAUCAAGCUUGACCAUUGCCCUGCGUGAUGGUGGCUUGCCUAGUAUCAGUGAAGCCCUCGACAUCCCUGUCGGAAAUGGAGGUUACAUGAGGAGAGGAGGCGUGCCGUUAGGCGGUGGCGAAGCCGUCGAAGUCUUCCUGCAGGGAGUCAAAGACAAGGUCACCAAGGAAAAGGACAAUGAAGGUGGAGAUCGUAUGGACACGGAAUAG
This is a messenger RNA of Exophiala dermatitidis NIH/UT8656, 1212 nucleotides long. RefSeq lists its product as uncharacterized. The coding region runs from base 1 to 1212 and encodes 403 amino acids. Gene Ontology annotation, cellular component: nucleus; cytoplasm; proteasome regulatory particle, lid subcomplex. NCBI's taxonomy places the organism in Eukaryota, Fungi, Ascomycota, Eurotiomycetes, Chaetothyriales, Herpotrichiellaceae. Gene Ontology annotation, molecular function: endopeptidase activator activity; ubiquitin binding; proteasome binding. The transcript is spliced from 3 exons. Gene Ontology annotation, biological process: ubiquitin-dependent protein catabolic process. The record is from RefSeq and is a predicted model, not a curated record.